Molecule: messenger RNA, 3252 nt
Organism: Cricetulus griseus (Chinese hamster)
Lineage: Eukaryota; Metazoa; Chordata; Mammalia; Rodentia; Cricetidae
Source: RefSeq, a predicted model, not a curated record
AUGCAGAUAAAGAUGAAGGAUAUCGGAGAACAACUGUAUACCACGCAAGUGAAUGGUGGGCCAAGUUCUUUGACCAUGUCCCCCAAACAGCCUAAUUGUAACAGAGCAACCCGGCUGGAUAGACAGGAAGCACAAACCCUGCUCUACCAAGGCUCAGAGGCAGAGGCUGCCACAAUGACCAUUGCUACUUGUGUACAGUGCAAAAGUGUUCACAAGAUCCCACCUCAAGACUUGAGGAAGGGUCCUGGACAGAGCCAGAAGGAAGGCGCUUAUGUCUGCUUCAAAUGCAGCCUUCGCACAGUACCUGCCCAGCUGCAUUUUGUGAACAGUAACCCUGGUGCUGUUCAGGUCAGAAAUGAGACAGAAGCCAUCUCUAGUCCUAUGAAUAAUAAAUUUAAGGUUAGGAACUUUAAGCCAGGCAAAUACUACUGUGAUAAGUGUCGGUUCUCCACCAAGGACCCUCUGCAGUACAGAAAACACACAAUGCAACAUGAGGAGAUCAAGUUCAUCUGUUCUCACUGCAGCUACAUCUCUUACACGAAAGGGGAGUUUCAGAGGCACCUGGUGAAGCACACGGGUGUCUUCCCUUACCGAUGUGAGUACUGCGAGUAUGGUGCUAUCCGAAAUGACUACAUUGUCAAGCACAGGAGGAGGGUCCAUGAGAGGGCUGGUGCCAAACGACCCCUCAAAACUGUUGCCAAGCUGGAGCCCAAGAGAACAACCAACACUUCAAAGCAGAGCAUGGAACUGUCGAAGGCCCCUAGUCCCAGGGCUGCCUUCCAAAACAAGUUAUCAGACCAGCUAUCUCGAUUCUCUCUCCACACAAACAAAGACAAGACACACAGUUUGAUGUUGUUACCCGAGCUGAAGAAGUACCAAAAAGAUGUAGUGUGUAUUCCCAACAAAAUAGCCCUGUCUGAACCGAGCAAGGUGAGCCUGUGGGGGAAUAAGAAUGUUGAGGUGGAAGUGCUGUCCCCCUCGAAGGAGCCUGUGCAGCCAGGUAUGCCACUGACUGUUGUGGCGCCUUCAGAGCUGGUAGUCCCCACCAACUGCCUAGCCCAGUUGAUCGAUGUGAAGGUUGUCAAUGGCACACAGCAGCUUGUGCUUAAACUGUUUCCGUUAGAAGAAAACUCCCGCCUUGAAACAGGCAGAGAUGGAGGCACUUCUGAGUGUACGACUACUGAGAAGGGCUCAGGGGGACAGAAAAAAACGCUUUCUCCAGAAGCAGUGAAGUCACUAACAAUGGAAGGGAGCACUGGAGAGUUCGUGGGCAUUGACCAUCUGCACUCUUUGGUUCAGAAACAGCUUAAAAAUGUGAAGUGGGUGAAGUCUUGCAAUUUCUUAAUGCCCAAUUCUGGUGUACACAGUCAUCAAGAAUCUUUUCUCAGUUCUGAUACAAUUAAAGACUUGCAGAAAACUCACAGUUUGUGUCCACCUAGAGCCCUUCCUUCUGUUGCCUUAAAAGGUCAUUCUCCAGCCUCUGUACAAAACAUUGUUUCCUGUGGUCCUGGAACCACAGCAAACCCUUUCUUGAGUAAAUCAGCUGUUUCUUUUGCUGAAGAUGGACGGGGUACCCGUUGUGACUCCCAGCAGCUCCUUCCCCUUGCCUCAUUGCCUACAAAGGUUUCCUUCUCUGGAGAGAAGAGUUUACUGCCUAUAGGUGAAAAUGACUUAGAAGCUAGGAAUAGGAUUAGUUGUCCUGAAACAAUGGUUUCCGCUGACAGAAAGCUGGAAGACAAACAGAUAGAAAACAAGGCAGUGGGAAAUACAGGCCAGCUUUCCUCUGCACAGAAAAAUGAGUAUUUACACAUAAACCUUAUGGGGGAAGAGAAACUGAGGUCCCAACAGCCUGGGGAUCAGCCUGUGCAGCCGAAGAAUUCUGAAAAGACCGGUAACACAUUUGAGGGUCCUGUCAUCUCGUCAGUAUUUUCUCUGAGCUCUGGAUCUGAAAAUGUGCCAGAGGGCAUUAAGUGGAAUAGUUCAACAACCAAAAUAAAGUCCAUCGAACUGCUUCGAAGAAAGAUAGCACAGUUAAUUGAAUCUUGUGGCAAGCCUUCCUCUUUGUCUGCCAAUGGUGCUCAGCGACGUUCCAUAGGUCAGGCACCCAAGCUGACUUCAAAAGCAAUUCCCAAGGGUAUUCAGGAAAUGAGUGUGUCUCUUCCUGGCCCUGGCCCUAGUUCUGGCGCUUCUAUAGGUCCUCUCCAAAAACCUCAGAACGAGGGCAGUGUUACUAGCAAUGGGCAGCUUGCUCAGCGGCAGAUCUGUCCCAAAUUUGUCAGUGCUGAUGAUGGGAACAUGGAAAGCAGGGUGACCCGAAAGACUCCUGUUGCUACUCCAGUGCUGAUCCCCAAAGGGGCUGUGUUGAGGGUCCUUAACUCUUCUGAAGAUGCUCACAUCAUAGAGGCUACCUAUGACACACCGGUCAGCAUCCCCUGCAACGAAGCCCAGUUAGCAGAACCGCUUCCAUUCUGCCCUGUGACAGGCUCAGGCUCUCAACCUUUGACGUGUAGGCGUGGGCCGGCAGACAUGUCCCCAAAUCUAGAGACAUCUCUUCGGCCCAAAUCUAAAAGAGAGGACUCUGUCUGUACUACUACCCCUAAGAAAAUCAUCCCUGUGUACAGCACACAGCCAGGAAACAAUGACUCCAGCAGGCCAGGGAGGCCCAUUUCUAGAAACCUAACUAUAAGCAAGAAUAAAACCAAGCAAGUGAUCUCAGCCAAGAAGAAAAACAAGAUGCAGGCUGAUCCCAUUCGCUCUCUCAAAGACCCUUCCUUUUUUCAAGUUGCAAGGCAGCUUCGACUAAUAGCUGCCAAACCAGAUCAGUUGAUUAAAUGUCCUCGUCGGAACCAGCCAGUCAUCGUGUUAAACCAUCCUGAUGUGGACUCCCCCGAAGUGACCAAUGUGAUGAAGGUAAUCAACAAGUACAAAGGCAACGUCCUCAAGGUUGUCCUGUCUGAGAGGACUAGGUAUCAGCUGGGUGUCCGGCGGCACUACAUGCGGCUGACCUACCAGAAUUCAGAGGAAGCAAACCACCUGAAGAGGCAGAUGAUGUUGAAAAUGAAACUGAAAAAGGUGCAUAAAAACAACUACCAAGUGGUGGGCUCCUUGCCUGACGACCCUGCCCAGUGUGUAUUUAAGUGCUGGUUCUGUGGGCGGCUCUAUGAAGACCAGGAAGAGUGGAUGAGUCACGGCCAGCGCCAUUUGAUAGAGGCCACCAGAGACUGGGAUGUCCUUUCUUCAAAGGGCAAAUGA